Messenger RNA from Thalassophryne amazonica, 3158 nucleotides. Its product is annotated as very long-chain acyl-CoA synthetase-like. Bases 1267 to 3129 code for a protein of 620 amino acids. Gene Ontology annotation, molecular function: long-chain fatty acid-CoA ligase activity; long-chain fatty acid transmembrane transporter activity. The record is from RefSeq and is a predicted model, not a curated record. The transcript is spliced from 10 exons. Lineage: Eukaryota; Metazoa; Chordata; Actinopteri; Batrachoidiformes; Batrachoididae.
GAUCAGUUAUUUUUCCAGCUCCGAGGACGCGCCUCAUAUGGAUAAAAAUAAGGUUGUUUCUCCUUGUCUACCUUCCUGUGAGGUUAGAAACUUGUGUUGCUUGUUUUUCUACAACGUGUCUCUUAAGAUUAAUUGAGCCGUGAACUUCGAAUCGAACUUUACUGGAGUUUGAAAAGCGGCCGGUUCAGUUCGAGUCCCGCGAUUAAAGCUCCGAUCGACCCGCGGUGCAAAAAUAAUAGUAAAGCGCAGUGACUUGGAGAAGUAACUUUAAUCUGAUUACCGAUUUGGAAAGAUUAACGCGUUAGAUUAAUCGUUACUGAAAAAAGCGGUCAGAUUAUAGUAACGUUUUACCACGUUUAUGUAAACUUUACAAUUAAUCUGCGGCUCUCUUCUUAAUCUUAGCAGCUACGUUGAAUUCAAGCGGGGUUCUGGGAUUUUUUUCACGUAAAAUCUCAGUCGGAAACACUCGGAAAAACAAGUAACUUUGUUUUCCGCAGUUUUAUAGGUAUUUGUUUGGCAGUCGCUGACGGAUGUGCACGAACUAAUCCCAAUCUAUCAUCGGAUGAGGACUAACAUCAUAAAUCUAAAUAGUUGUGAUUUCAGUGUGACACAUCCUUUAAAACAAUUUUUAAGCAAUCAAAAGAAACACUGGUCCAAUUAAAAUGGUGAAAAGUUUAACUUGGAGACAUAUAACCAAAACAUAAAUAUAUAAAUAAAAUAAAAAGAACAAUGCGUUUCAAAUUUCAGUUCCUCAUUCGUGGCAGAUGUAUUCAUUCAAAGUACAUUCUGUUUUCAGCACAAAUUCAGUUUUAAUUCCAUGUCAUCUUAAUUCUUCAAUACAUUUGGAACCCAUUUGGUUAAGGGUUAUAUAAAGGUAAAUCUAAGUGCAGUUUUUUGAGGUUGUAAAAAUAUUGCAGAUGUCUUAAUCUCAGAUAGUAAAGUUCACACAGUGUGUCAUUCCUGCACAGACUGGACCUGCGGUCAGCUCAAAAACACUUCACAAAGAUAACAGCCAAACCUUGAGUACAGGACACAGAGUAAAAGUGAAGAAAAUGUUCUCUUUUUAUGACGUGAUGAUUGCUGCUUUGUUUCAGCCAUACACAGACCGGCUAAUCUGAUACACCCACACACACACACACACACGCACACAAAAAGUUGCUCAAAGUUCAAGAGGAGUAAAUAGUUUGUGUGUACACAGCGGUAAUGUAAACCCAGUAGAAGCAAGUAGAAACCUUUGCAGGACUGAAACCAGUUUUCUCUUUUAUAAUGAUCUCAUAUUUUCUUUACACCGUGUUUGCAGGUUUGGCAAUUUUGCCGUUUCUGCUUUACGCAAGAAAUCCUUAUAUUUGGGCAGAUUUGAAUUAUGCAUUCACUGUCAUUAACAUCGGGUUCCACCUAAAUAGAUACAGUAAAAGGAAGCCUUUCUACAGCAUUCUGGACUGUUUUCUGGACAAAGUAGCGAGACAUCCUGACAAACAGUUUCUAGUUUUUGAGGAGCGCUGCUACACUUACAGCCAAGCCGACAAAGAAAGCAACAAAGCGGCCAGAGCUCUGAGGACGCACGGCCACCUGGAGCAGGGAGACACGGUGGCCCUGUUCCUGGGAAACGAGCCUCUCUUCGUGUGGAUCUGGCUCGCUGUGGCCAAGCUGGGAUGUACAGCUGCUCUCCUCAACUACAACAUCAGAUCCAAAUCUUUGCUGCACUGUUUCUCCUGCUGUGAUGCCAAAGUGCUGGUGGCUGGUGCUGAAUUGCGAGGAGCUGUAGAGGAGGUGCUGCCGUCUUUGGGGCAGCAGGGUGUCCGCGUGUUUAUCCUCAGUGAGAGCUGUGACUUAGAGGGUUUAGAAAGUCUCUCUGACAAGAUCCAGCAGGCAUCAGACCAGCCUCUGUCACCUCAGCUCAGGUCCAGCAUCCAUCUAAAGAGCCCUGCAUUGUACAUCUACACGUCAGGAACCACAGGUCUUCCCAAAGCAGCUGUGAUUAACCAUAUGAAGCUAUGGAUGGCAUCUUUUCUUCAGUCUUUUGCUGGCAUUUGCUCAAAUGAUGUUAUCUACCUUAAUCUUCCCCUUUACCACAGUGCUGGCUUUAUGAUGGGACUUUGUGGAGCCAUAGAGAGAGGUGCCAGUAUUAUUUUAAAGCGUAAAUUUUCUGCUUCUCAAUUCUGGAAUGACUGCAGAAAGUACAAUGUGACAGCAAUUCAGUACAUAGGAGAGAUAUUGCGCUACCUCUGUAACACACCAAAGAGGGACAAUGACAGAGAUCAUAAAGUCCGAGUUGCUUUUGGAAACGGGAUACGAGGUGACAUCUGGACUGAAUUUCUGCAGCGUUUUGGGGACAUUCAUAUCCUCGAAAGCUACGGAGCUACAGAAUCAAAUAUUGGCUUUUUAAACUACAGUGCUAAAGUUGGAGCUAUUGGAAGAGAGAAUUUUUUCCAUAAAGCCAUGUGUCCUUAUGCCCUCAUACAAUACGACACAGAGAAAGAGGAGCCAGUCAAGGACUCUAGAGGAUUUUGUAUUAAAGUCCCCAGAGGGGAGACAGGCCUGUUGGUUGCCAAGAUUGUAAAGUUGUCACCUUUCAUCGGCUAUGCCAAGAAUAAGCAACAGACAGAGAAGAAGAAGAUGAGGGAUGUUUUUGUGAAAGGAGAUCUCUACUUUAAUACUGGAGAUCUCCUAAAGAUUGACAAAGAGGGAUUUGUCUACUUUCAAGACCGUAUCGGAGACACCUUCAGGUGGAAAGGUGAAAAUGUGGCAACCACAGAGGUAGCUGAUGUCUUGGUCAUGGUGGACUGCAUUGAAGAGGUUAACGUCUAUGGUGUGAAGGUGCCAGGACACGAGGGAAGAAUCGGAAUGGCAGCACUGAAGCUGAAAGAAAACAUGGAAUUUGACAGAAAAGUUACGUACGAGCACGUUAAAACAUACCUACCCAGCUACGCGAGACCACGAUUCAUUCGCAUACAGGAUGUACUGGCAGUGACCGGCACAUUUAAACAAACGAAGCUCAAGCUCGCAGAGGACGGCUUCAACCCAGCGGUCGUCACCGACCCGUUGUUCUACCUACAGGACAACCAGGGCUACAUACCCAUGACUCAGCAGAUAUUUGACUCUAUCCAGGAUGGAAUGCUCCGGCUCUGAAUUAAUGCUGGGUUUAUUGUUGCAACAUU